Molecule: messenger RNA, 8059 nt
Organism: Uranotaenia lowii
Lineage: Eukaryota; Metazoa; Arthropoda; Insecta; Diptera; Culicidae
Gene: wnd
Product: mitogen-activated protein kinase kinase kinase 13
Exons: 7
Coding region: 1664-5050 (1128 amino acids)
Biological process (GO): protein phosphorylation
Molecular function (GO): ATP binding; JUN kinase kinase kinase activity
Source: RefSeq, a predicted model, not a curated record
GCUUGCUGGCUCAGUCCUCAUUCAAAUCGCUCACGGUGUGGUGGAAGAUUUUGCGUGUGGGGUGCUUACGUCGUGCGAGUUCAACGCGAGAACCACCGAUGCAUGCGUUUCGAUUGUUGGUCGAACGGAUCGAAAGCCUUGGGGUGAAGAUUUCACCCAGUUAAAGUGUGACCAGAAAAAUUCUCGUUCGAUCGUUCGGAUACCAACUUCUCGAUGCACCGUCGUGUUGUAUAUCAAUCCUUGGGAAAGUUUUUGGGGUUUAAGUGAUCAAGUAGCCUUUCUGGCAGCGAAUUGAAAAGUCUUGAACGAGUGUUUGCGUAUGGUGUAACAAUAUCCUAUCCUGUGUUGCUAUGUGCUGCAGAGUUGUUAUGUUUUCCUCUAGAGGAGAGUUGCUGAUGUUGAUCCGCCAUCUUGAAUCCGCAACACUAAAUUCAAUGGUUGCAACCAUCAACUGAGCGUAAAGGUAGUAAUUUUGGGUAUGGAAUGCGUGCAAUCGAAAAUAAGGAUUAAAAGUAUAGAAUAAAUUUAAUCUUUUUCGGAGCUUUUCGUUUCGAUUGCAACUAAGCGAAUAAUAGUUAAAAGGAAUCAUAGUGGGACACCGUUCAAAUGUUAUCGAUUUUUCUGUAUGCUUUUGGAUGGAGGUGCAUUACUGUUGGCUGAUGGUCAACAACGACGUAGGGAAAGAAAGUGGUUGAUGUUUUCGUGUUGUGGUGUCGGUCUCUGCAAAAGAGAACAAAUUCAAGAGUUUCUUACCCAAGAAAAGAAUAAUUCCCAUCGCGUAUCGAUUAGUUCCUAUACGGUAGGAUGUGCUAAACAGGAGUUAUAUAAAAAGAAAAUGCCAUACGAGGCAAUAAAAAGUGUUUUUUCUCUGACCCUCAUCUAAGAAAAGAAAGGGGAGAAAAAAGUUCCAUGUUUUGCAAAACAUCUGCACAUAUAGAAAUAAUAUCGCCAACAAAAUAACAAGUGCGAGUAGUGCGGGUAAAAAUAAACGAACAAAGGGAAUUAAAGCCAGGAGCAAAAGUGUUCUACACGGCGAAGGAAGGAAGAAGGUGUGUUCUACCUGCAGUAUUGCUGUUCUGUUGCUGGCAUGCCUUUCCGGAUCGCGUGCAAUCCCAACUUCAAGCUGCAGAUACUUGGAGAAGGACGAGGAAUUUAAGAAUCUCAAAAUCGGUCGAAUUAAUUUUGUAAUAUCCACCAAUUCACAACAAAAAGUAUUAGCAACUUGCGAAGGCUAGUGUUUUCUGAGGACAUUGUGAAAAAAUAAGUGUACGGUUAGUCAAACUACCCACAUUUUUCCUGUAAAAGUUAUAUUUUGCGAUUGUUAGUGUGAUAAGCGAUCUCGAGCAGCAAGUGAAAAAUCGUUCCGAAUCUCUCGUUGGUGCCUUCGGGUGAAAAUGUCUGCGGAAGCUACUUUUGGCGAGUGUACUUUCAAUCAUGGAAGAAAAUUCAAUAAUCGACAACCUUCUCAAAUUCCGGCAAGCAGAUCCAUAGUUUGGCUGAGAAGGCCCAGCACCGCUAAGGUCGACUACAACUAUUAAGUGUCCAAUUAAACGUGAAAGAAAAUUUAAAUGAUUACCGUAUCAGUGAUGUGAAAAUAAUACACCAGUGAAAAGUUUUAAUCAAAAAUUACGCCCGCAAAUAGAAAAAAAAAGCAUCUUACACAAUGGAUUUCGGAGGAGACACACGAGCUACCACUAGUCAUCAACAGAUGGCGCGGAUCGAGGGCUACGGUCCCAUCAGCACCUCUAUGCAGAAUCUCGCCACAGAUGAACCGGAUAAUCUCAGGAAAAGCAUGUUGUCGAUACAGGAAGAGCUCAACCAACUGGGUAUCAAAGAUGAUCAACCGCAGCCCUAUGCGCAGACUAUCGGCGGAGACGAUGCCCAGAACGUCACCGACAGCAGCGUCGAUGACAAUGUGUGUCAAAACGGGUGGCCACAUCUUCCGGGCGGUGUUCCGGGCCUAGCGAGCAAACAGGUCGGCUGGAUGGAUGGGCUGUUUGGAUGCAUGAGGCCGGUCCUGUCGCUGAUCGGCAAAAGUCACAUCAUGGAGAUGAAACACAAACAGACUGAUGAUUGGGAAAUUCCCUUCGAAGACAUUACCGAUCUGGUGUGGCUGGGAAGUGGAGCCCAAGGUGCGGUUUUUCAGGGGGAGCUGCGCAAUGAACGGGUGGCCGUCAAGAAGGUCCGGGACGUUAAGGAAACCGAAAUCAGGCAUCUCCGGAAGCUGAACCAUGAAAAUAUCGUGAAGUUCAAAGGCGUUUGCACCCAGGCGCCGGUGUUUUGCAUAAUUAUGGAAUUCUGUCCGUUCGGACCGCUACAUCAGAUUCUGGCCCAGGGAAGCGACAUCAUAUCGCCGCAGCGGCUGAUGUCCUGGUCCCAGCAAAUCGCGCUCGGCAUGCAGUACCUUCACUCGCAUAAAAUAAUCCACCGAGAUCUCAAGAGCCCAAACAUCCUGAUCGGUAAAGGAGAGAUCAUAAAAAUAAGUGAUUUCGGAACGUCCCGAGAAUGGAACGAAAUAAGUACAAAAAUGAGUUUUGCCGGUACGGUAGCCUGGAUGGCCCCGGAGGUGAUUCGAAACGAGCCCUGUAAUGAGAAGGUCGAUAUCUGGUCCUACGGCGUGGUGCUGUGGGAGCUACUAACUGGUGAAGUGCCAUACAAGAAUGUGGACUCUUCUCAGAUCAUCUUCGGUGUGGGAAGUAAUUCACUAUAUCUGCCCAUUCCUAGCAGCUGUCCCGAGGGUUUUAAACUGCUCAUCAAACAGUGCUGGAGUCCCAAGCCUCGCAAUAGGCCGUCGUUCAAAAUUAUUCUCACCCACUUGGAAAUUGCUGGCCAGGAGCUGCUCAACUGCAUAAUGGAAAAAGAUCGAUAUUACGAAACGCAAAAGUCCUGGCGAGAAGAAAUUCGUUGCCACAUGGAGAAGCUCACCACCAACGGGAAAAACAUUCAGCGGUACGAGCAGGAGCUGAUUAAAAAGCGCAAGGAUGAGUGGAAGCAUGCCCAGGACAUUCGAAUGGUUUACGAACGGAAGCUGGAACGCACCAAUACGAUGUACCUGCAACUCAGCGAAUACUUCGUGCAGCUCCAACAGAAAGAGCGAGAAAUUGCAGAACGCGAAAAACAGCUAACGGGUCACAAACCAAACCGCAAGUGCAGUAAUCUACUACAAUAUAAACGAAAUGCAGAUAAAAAUCGCAAACGAACUCCUUUCAACCUGUCACCGGCCAACGGGAUAGCUACCUUCGGUAUUCAGAAUCUUCCCGGUGAUUCCACUAGUCCUAGUCCUACUUCGGCACCGGUGAGCCCACUCAAAGCUACCCUCUACGCCAAGCUAGAUGGUACGACUUAUAACGCAAAGUCGGUGGCUAUAGUUCCUCCCACUGGUCGCAAGAAACCUCGAACCCAUCGGCGUAACAACUCGGGAACCUUCAAUUCGCCGAAAUCGAGUCCCGCUCGGGAUCGCCGUGUUCAGAGUGAACCGGAAACCCGACACGUGAAGCUGGUGGAUACGGAAACACAAACUGAUGCCAUGGAUAUUAGUGAGACUGAUGCCAGUCCCAGCCCCAACUCGGCGACCAAACGAAUGUCGGCAAGUUUGCGUGAAGAGGAAAACGUCGAUGAGUUCAUGGAAUCCGAGGAAAAAUUGGAUGAAAUUCCUGACCUAUUGUGUCCGUCGCAAAAGUACCGGUGCGGAAGACCUCAAUCGGAAGACGACGGUGAAGUGCCUGAAGACGAGGAAAAUGGGAACUCGAUCUCCAUCAUGACUAAUAGUCGAAGUAGCGAUAUGCUAACAAAUAGUAAUCACCUGCAGCAAGAUCCAAAAUUUUUGAACGAUCUCGACGAUGACGAUGAUGAUAAAAUCGUCGAUGAGAAUGAUGAAAACGAAGAUGAUGAAGAACGUGUUUGUUCUAGUCCCGAUGUGCUCGAGGAUAUUAUGAAUAGUAACGAACGGCUGGAUCGCGAGUAUAGUGACGACGACAAAAUCGACACACUUGAUCGCAAAGUCAGCAUAAUUUCCGAAAAACUACAGCAACAGCAAAAUGUAGCUCAACAGUAUACAGACUUUAAAAACAUACUGAACGAUAAUAAUGUGGUCGUUUACCGGUGUAAUAAGAAACUGAAUGGCGGAUCCGGAGGAAAGGGAGGCAAAAGACUGGAGAGUGCAAUUUUACUUAAGCAUCCGACGGCUGGAAGUAACCUGAAUGCUGGAGGCGGUGCUGUUGGAGCCUAUUUCUACAGUGGCAACAACUUGAUUGCUACAGAGGAAGGAUCUCCGCGACGGCAACAUACCGAUGAGGAACUAGCCAACGACAGCUGGACUGAUGAGGAAGGCGAGGAACCGAUUGUGGAGCCCAACUACGUGCUAAGAAGAAAAAGCAUUGGCCGUCUCCCAAUCAAACGCACUCGCCGUGGCAAAGUUCCACCAAGCCCAACGGCUGGUGCUUCUGGAAGCGCGCAACUAGAGGGUGUUGGUUCGAUUCAUCAAAAAUCGGAAUUCCACCAUGCAAGCCCAAAAGGUUUACGCCACUUGACGACAUCCGGUUCGUCAGCUGCUUGUUCGCCAGACAACGAUGCCAACACCCCUCAUCAUCAUCAAUCUCACCGCAACGUUCGUCUGCCGAUAAUUGCGGCGGUACAUCGGAAGCACGCUUCCAAUGUGACCAUUUCAGAUGAGGAAAAUACAUCAGAGUAUAGCAGAGCCCCAUCUAGCCAGCGAUCAACACUCGAAAGUAACCCGGAGUUGACCAAGGCUGCCCUGCAUCACCAUCAUCAGGAGCGUAUCCGUAAGCAGCAACAGGCUAUGCAUAAAAGUACAACCUCCGCCAAGGACACGGACGAUGACGAUGAUGAUGACGAUGUUGACGAUGAUGAAAACUUUAACGAUCCCGAAUCGGCAAACUAUUCCAGCGAAUGCAGCAGUUCCUCGGAUGAAGACAACGCUGCUGUUGGAUCAGAAAAACUCGGCCAGCAGAAAAAGAAAAGACAUCAGAGACGGCCACUAGCGUGCCCUGUCGAAGUGACGAAAGAUGUGCAAAACGGAAACAGCUAUUAAAAAUAGUUUGAGUUUCUUUAUUUAGUUUAGGCUAUGUGUAAGUGUAAAACGUGAUUCACGGAAGAUCGUAUUCUAGCAAUUCAGUUGAGAUUAAAACAACUAUUUCCGUCUUCAUUUUUUCUACUUGUCAAGCAAUACUAUGUUUAGGAUGAAAAAUCUGAGUUAAUUUAAAAUUGUUCCAAUGUUUCAAGGUACUGUUUAUGUUUCCCGUAUUUUUGUUUUCUGAACUGCCUCAUAGCAGAAAGGUGAUCCCAAACGAUUCAUUCCAUUUCAGCAUUGUGAAAGAAGACUAAGGAAUAGGAGAUAUUACACCAACAAGUAAUUAGGCAAGUAAUUAUCUAUGUACACAUAGGUAUAGCUACGAGCAAAAGCGUAGAUUAGAUUUAGUAAAACAAAAAAAAACCUGAGCAGGAAUUAUAUUUAACGUAAAAGCAUUGAAAUUAUUUGGCCAUAUGGCAAUACGAAAGGAUAGCAUUUAAGACAGUUCCACUGUGUAAAGAUACCUCUAUGAGAAGUCCUAAAUUCUUCCCCCGGUCCCCAAUUGAGCACUGCAUAAAUUAUUAUAUUUUGUUUUAUAACUCUGAGUUUACAAAAGUGAUAAUUGGAAUAUAGAACGUGAUUUAUUCGUGUAUGAGUAAGAUAAGUGUAGUUGGAAUCGAUGUGAGAAAUAGAAAUAAAAACUAAUCAUAAUGGAACCUCUUAAAAUAACAUCUAUAUGUGACUAUUUCGUCCAGUAACGUAAUUUAUUUGGAUAACGUUUCUGCUCAUCCAUCAAACUGAAUGUGUACGUCGGGAUCAUGUUCGAAAAAAUAACUUUGCGCCUGUAUGACCUUCUUAUUUGUUUACUGUUCAAAAUUUAAAACAUUAUGUUUCAUUUUUAUUCUGUUUUUUGGACUUCCCGAAAUGUAUGCAAAAAUUGUAAAAAAAAAUCGCCGCCUUAAUAAACCGAGAAAUUAAUACAAAAAUCAAUAAAGAUAAUGAAUACAUUUCUUUUUAGCUAUAAAGAUUUUUGGAAUUGUACCUGCUUGGAUGUCGAUUAAAAUAUAUUGCAAUUCAUAGGUACUGUGUCCCGAUUUUUUUCCAACACUUCCUACCCCUUUGAACUAGAAAAAGUAUAGAACCCUUAAAAAAUUAGAAAUUAGCUUUUCAAGCUUGCAUACCUGGUUGAACAACUGACAGAGAAGAAAAUGAAACGAGAAAUCGCACAGUGAAUUAGGACACCUAUUUUUAGAGCAGUAUUUUUUCUACAUUGGUUGCAAUUUUUGCAAAUAUUAGCGAUUAUCAGCGUUGGUAACAAAAAGUAUAAAUUAGGCAUCUAAAACCGCUAACGUGUAUUUCAGACGAUAGUGAACAGUUGCCUCUGGAUGAGCGCUCACAAAUAAGAACAAACCGUACUCUAAAACCUUUUGAGAUUUGAACUGCAAAAGUACCUCCUAAGUAUCCACUAUUUUCGCGAAUUAAAACCAACUAGAACAAAUGCCUAUUCUAUUAGACAAUAACCAAUCAACAUUCCAAUACCUGAUCAGCAAGAACCACCUUUCUCCCAUAACUUUACUUUGUUCAAACAACUACUCAGUGUAAGACGAAAGCAACAUAGCUGAAAUUUUUGGUCUGUUGAAAUAUUUUUAAGCGACACCAUUGGAAGUCCCUACAGCCACAUCCCUGUGUAUGAUUUUGGAUACUAAUGCUAAUAAUAAAUUUCAAAGUCAAAACCAAUCUCAACUGGCUUCAUAAAACUACUUAACCCCAAGAAGAGCGAACACAAUACGUGAAUGAGAAGACAAAAACCAAACCUACACUCAGAAAUUUAAAAAAUAUUAAAAAUAUUAUGUUUUAAUUACUCUGACAUUUAACUGACAUUAAUAUCCAGAAAUAUUAAAAAAUAACUAUUUCAAUUAUUAAAAUUUAUGCACCCGAAUAAUUUCUUGGCGUGUAAUGAUCCAAUGCAUAAAAUUUAAUAACCGAGAUAUUAUUUUGUUCAAACAAACGCUUUGUGAUUUGUGCUUUUGAGUCCCAACUAAACGGGUAUGAGCACGUGCUAAAUUUUCAGUUGCAAAAUGCCGCUCAACUUGACUGCAUGCAGGUUCCAUUCUUUUCGAAUAUGUUAAUCAUCUUUAAAAAGAAUGGAAUCAGUAGCAGCAAAGUAUUGUUAAAGGGAAAGUGCAUUUGUUUUGUAUGCUAUGGUCAAUAAUGCACAUUGAUCAUAGAACUUUUGUACGAAAAUCAAACGAUUUUCGUUUGUUUUUUUCUGAUUAUUUCUGCUUUAAGCGUUUGCCUUUACGUCCCAGCUCAAACUUUUUCUUCUGACCACCAGAUGUCGCUUCCAUAACAAUCAUCCCAUUUCUCAAUGCAUAAAUUUUAAUCGCAGAAAUAUUUCUCAGUGAGAAAUAUCCAAGUAAUUACACCAUGAGAAAUAUCCUUGUGCGUUAAGAGGGAGAAACGUGAAAAUACCUAGAAAUUAAUUGUUUGAUAUUUUAUUUAUUUCUGAGUGUAAUGGGAAACGACGAAACGAUAUUGGUAUUAAAAAUAAAAUAAUAAGCAUGUUUAUAAACAAUGAACGAUUGCAUCACUCAAUCAUCCGAAAUCUGUAAUUUUAACUCAGUUUGAAAGAUGGUAACCUUGAUGGUAUCCUAUUUUUAUUAAUAGCGAAAAGAUGUCGUAUAGCGGGGUUAAACAGAUUAUUGGGUAUAUAUACAAUGAGUUUUAAAUAAUCGAAAUCGAUCAAUAUUUGCGGUGGUCACCGGAAGUUGCCUUGUUCUGUAGAUUGUGUAUUUUGUCAUUCCCCGGUUUUUAAAAUCAAGUUUUGCAAUUUGAUGGAUUCGAUUGCGCGCUUCAGAUCAUAAAUUUUUGAAACGUCGCUGGUGAACUUGCAACAAAACAGACUUCCGACAAUCUAGUACUUCACAUUUCUUUGUCGGAAGUCCAGACUUCCGAACUAAAAUUUAGUGCUGACACUAUAUUGAUCCGAACAGCUUUGAAAAGUUCAAUAAAAAUCAAAUCUUGAAUUAA